CCGGUGAUGUGGAAGGUUUAGUUGGGUGAAAUUCUUCGUGAUCUUCCAAUUAUAUAAAAAAAAAGAGAUGGAAUGUAAAUACAUCUGAAGCUUCUACAUAAUCAGAGUUGGAACACUCGCAUUACAAUAUCCAGAUGGCGUCUCAGAUGAUGUUGGUGGAAGAGAAGUCAGAUGUCAGAAUCCUCACUCUGAACAGACCGAAGCAGUUGAAUGCCCUCACUUCUCCCAUGAUUUCUCGGCUGCUGGAACUGUUCCUUUCAUAUGAGGAGGACCCUAAUGUAAAGCUCAUCAUCCUCAAGGGACAAGGGAGAGCAUUUUGUGCUGGUGGCGAUGUUAUAGCUUGUGUCAACGAUAUAAGACGAGGUUGCUGGAGGCUAGCUGCCGAUUUCAUGUACAAGGAAUAUGCACUCGAUUACGUUAUGGCAACAUAUGGCAAACCACAGGUCUCGAUUAUGGACGGCAUCGUCAUGGGAGGUGGUGCUGGCAUCUCCGUACAUGGUAGAUUCCGGAUUGCUACAGAGAACACGGUCUUUGCAAUGCCCGAGGCAGCUCUCGGACACUUUGCAGAUGUAGGUGCGUCCUACUUCUUGUCAAGGCUCCCUGGCUUUUUUGGGGAAUAUCUCGGCCUCGCAGGGGCAAGGCUGGAUGGCGCCGAAAUGCUUGCCUCUGGUCUUGGUACUCACUUUGUCCCUUCCAUGAGAUCGAAAGAGUUAAUAGAAGAUCUUUGCGGGUCCGGAGCGAGUGAUGCCGCCUCGAUCUCAAAGAUUAUCGACACAUAUACUCAGCAGCCUCAUCUCAAAGAGUCGAGCGCUUAUCACAGGAUGGAUGUUAUUGACAAGUGCUUCUCGAAGAAUACGGUCGAAGAAAUUAUAUUUGCACUUGAGAGGGAGAUCGCUCAUAAAACCGACGAUUGGGUCUCGAAAACAAUUUCGUCAAUGAAGAAGGCUUCCCCGACUAGCCUUAAGAUCACUCUUAGAUCGAUAAGAGAAGGGCGAGCGCUUGGGAUUGGGCAGUGCCUUAUCCGUGAGUUUAGGAUAACAUCUCAUGUGUUUAAGGGAGAUAUAAGCAAGGAUCUUGUCGAGGGUUGCAGAGCUAUAUUGACAGACAAGGAUAAUAGCCCUAAGUGGAAGCCGUCGAGACUGGAAGACGUGAGAGAGGCAAUGGUAGAUCAAUACUUCGAGCGAUUGGAAGAUGAUGGAUGGCAGGAUAUAGAGUUUCCAACGAGACCUUAUAACUUGCAUCCUCCCAAAAUCUCAAAUUUGUGAAAUUAAGACAUCCUCCCAAAAAAAAAAAACAAUGGAAUUAUCAUUACGUACGUUUGUGUCUUCAAACUUUGAAUUGCCUUUACUUUUCAAAUGCCAUGGCUUUUGCGGGAUAGCAAAACAGUUAUUUGUACGUUGCCAUGCAUUGAUGUUGCAACAUUUAUGUGAUGAAAGGCCAUAUAUAGCUUUUAUUUUGAA
Messenger RNA from Tarenaya hassleriana, 1460 nucleotides. RefSeq names its product probable 3-hydroxyisobutyryl-CoA hydrolase 3. Lineage: Eukaryota; Viridiplantae; Streptophyta; Magnoliopsida; Brassicales; Cleomaceae. Gene Ontology annotation, molecular function: 3-hydroxyisobutyryl-CoA hydrolase activity. The transcript is spliced from 15 exons. Gene Ontology annotation, biological process: L-valine catabolic process. The record is from RefSeq and is a predicted model, not a curated record. The coding region runs from base 135 to 1265 and encodes 376 amino acids.